Molecule: messenger RNA, 967 nt
Organism: Meriones unguiculatus (Mongolian gerbil)
Lineage: Eukaryota; Metazoa; Chordata; Mammalia; Rodentia; Muridae
Product: olfactory receptor 14J1-like
Exons: 1
Coding region: 1-963 (320 amino acids)
Biological process (GO): G protein-coupled receptor signaling pathway
Cellular component (GO): membrane
Molecular function (GO): odorant binding; G protein-coupled receptor activity; olfactory receptor activity
Source: RefSeq, a predicted model, not a curated record
AUGACUGCAAGAAACAUAACCACAAAGAGUGGAUUCCUCCUCACGGGGUUCUCAGACAACCGUGAGCUGCAGAUCUUGCAUGCUUUGCUCUUCUUGGCGAUGUAUCUAUUGGACCUUGCAAGUAACCUUGUCAUUGUCAGCGUCACAACACUGGACCCACAGCUCCAGUCUCCAAUGUAUUACUUUCUGAAGCAUCUUUCCCUUCUGGACCUCUCAUCCCUUUCUGUCACAGUUCCCCAGUCUAUUGACAGCUCGCUGGCAGGCACUGGCUACAUUUCAUAUGACCAGUGCAUGCUGCAGGUUUUUUUCUUCACAGCUUUGUGCUGGAGUGAGAUGGCCAUUCUCACAGUGAUGUCAUAUGACCGCUAUGUGGCCAUCUGCUUCCCACUGCACUAUGAGGUCAUUAUGAGUCCCGGAAAGCGCAUGUGGGCUGUGGCAGCUGUGUGGCUAAGUGGAGGCAUCUCAGGAACUUUGUACAUAACAACUACACUCUCUAUCCGAUUCUGCAGGGCCAAAAUAAUUCACCAGUUCUUCUGUGAUAUCCCCCAGUUGCUCAAGCUCUCCUGCUCUAAUGAUUACUUCGGAGUUAUGGAAGUGUCUACUUUUAUGUCUGUAAUGGCCUUUGCCUGCUUCAUGGGGAUUUCCCUCUCCUACGGCCAGAUAUUCUCCACAGUUCUCAGGAUGCCCUCUGCUGAAGGUCGAUCUAAGGUCUUCUCCACCUGCCUGCCUCAUCUCUUCGUUGUUUCAUUUUUCAUCUCCACAGGCAUUUGUGCAUAUCUAAAGCCAACCUCAGACUCUCCAACUGCUUUAGACCUCAUGCUCUCUAUCUUUUACACAGUCCUACCCCCAACACUCAAUCCUGUUAUCUAUAGUCUGAGGAAUGAGUCCUUGAAGGGAGCUGUAAGGAAGUUAAUAUUAAGUGAACAAUUCAGUGGGAAAAAAAUUACUUUUGUUUUUUGUUAGUGGC